Molecule: messenger RNA, 3783 nt
Organism: Alnus glutinosa
Lineage: Eukaryota; Viridiplantae; Streptophyta; Magnoliopsida; Fagales; Betulaceae
Product: receptor-like protein EIX2
Exons: 7
Coding region: 1-3783 (1260 amino acids)
Molecular function (GO): protein binding
Source: RefSeq, a predicted model, not a curated record
AUGAGAGGCCCUUAUUGUGCAGAAUUGUUGCUUCUACUUGGCCUCCUCCUUUGCACCGCAACUACAAUUUGUUUCGGUUUAAAUUUGCGUAAUUCAGAAGUGAGAUGCAUAGAGAAAGAAAGCCAAGCACUCCUCAAAUUCAAACAAGGCCUUCGAGAUGAUAACGGCCUACUGUCUUCUUGGGGCAAUCAUGAGGGAGAUUGUUGCAAAUGGGAAGGAAUUAAAUGCAACAACCGAACAGGUCAUGUUGUCAAGCUUGACCUCCGGGGAAAGCAUUUCUUUGGAGGCAAUAAAGUUGUAUCAGGUGAGAUAAGCUCUUCGUUACUUGGAUUGCAACAUUUGACUUACUUGGACUUAAGUUCCAAUGAGUUUUCCGUAUUCCUCCCAGAGUUCAUUGGUUCACUCACCAAAUUACAAUAUCUCAAUCUUUCUCACAACUCUAUUUUUGGAACCAUUCCACCGCAGCUUGGAAAUCUCACAAGUUUGAUUUCUCUUGAUCUCAGCUGGACCUAUUAUGGGCUGGUUGAGGAGCACAAUCUUGACUGGUUCCGUCAUCUCUCGUCUCUAAGAAACUUAAAUAUGUGCCAAGUGAACCUUAGCAAGGUAGUCAAUUGGCCAGAUAAGGUUGAUAUGCUGCCUUCUUUAUCAGACUUGCGUUUAAGUUGUGAGCUCUCCAUGCCGCUUCCUUAUGCUCUUUCCAAUGCUAAUUCUUCUUCACCACUUUCAUUCCUUGAUCUUUCUUUUAAUCAGCUCAAUUCCUCGAUUUUCUCUUGGCUGCUCAAAUAUACUAAUAGCCUUGUCGUUCUUGACCUCAGUUAUAACGAGUUACAAGGUUCAAUUCCAAAAUCUUUUGGGGAUAUGGUUGCUCUUGUUGAUGCUGACCUCUCUUUCAACAACCUUGAAGGGGUGAUGCCACAAACUUUGGAGAAUCUUCACAACUUGCAAGUACUAGACUUGUCAAACAAUAACAUAAGUGGAGAGGUACUUGAUCUUAGAAAAUGCUCUUUCUUGAGAGAGUUACAACUAUCCAAAAAUCGGUUAAAUGGGAGUUUAACCAAAAGUGUGGCAGAACUAUCUAUGCUCCAGGUUCUAGAUGUGUCUUCAAAUUCUUUAGAAGGUGAUAUCACUGAAUCACAUUUGUCAAAUCUUUCCCACUUACAUAAACUGGAUUUCUCUUUCAAUUCUUUGACAUUGAAGUUUAGUCCAGCAUGGGUUCCAUCAUUUCAUGAUUUGGAUGUCAUUAGAUUGGGCUCUUGCAAAUUGGGGCCAGCUUUUCCUAAAUGGCUUCAAACACAAAAGAAUUUUUCACAACUUGAUAUAUCUGAUGCAGGAAUUUCAGACACCAUCCCAACUUGGUUUUGGGACCUUUCUUCCAAUAUACAAUUUUUAAACCUCUCCCACAACCAGAUCACUGGCACCAUACCUCUUCAAUGGUUUUUGACAAGGUUUAUUGGUUCUCCUCUAAUAGAUUUGAGUUAUAACUACCUCAAUGGUCAUUUGCCACAAUUUCAUUCCGAUUCAUCGGUGUUGAAUCUCUCCAAUAAUCUGUUCCAAGGAUCUAUUACAUCCAUAUGUGAGACAAAUGGGAACUUGAGUUACCUUGAUCUUUCAAAUAACUUGUUAUCCGGAGAACUCCCAAACUGUUGGGGAAAUAUGAUGUUGUUGGCCAUGCUUAAUUUGGCAAGCAAUAAUCUUUCUGGGAGAAUCCCUUAUUCUAUCUGUGGUUCUGGAGAUUGGCUUCAGACAUUGCAUUUGAAUAAUAAUAAUUUUACCGGAGAAUUGCCCAAGUCAUUGAUGAACUGCUCUUCAUUAGGGCUACUAGAUCUUGGAGAAAACAGACUCUUCGGAAGGAUACCAACAUGGAUAGGCACAAGCCUGCCAGAUUUGAUAGUUCUUCGCCUGACAUCAAACUUGUUCAUGGGUCACAUACCAUUGCAAUUAUGUCAUCUAACAUCUCUUCAAAUCUUGGACCUCUCUCUCAACAAUAUUACAGGGACUAUACCAGAUUGUCUCAAUAACAUCACUGUUAUGACUCAAACACAAAGUUCACAUGUAAGCAUUGAUCAUCCAUACUUUCCUCCUUCCAGCACCUCCUUUAUUAUCGAUUUUGAGUACAUUGACAACUUAUUGGUGACUUUCAAAGAAAAAUAUCUCGAGUACAGUAAAACUCUUGGACUAGUAAAAGCCAUUGAUCUUUCGAGCAACAAAUUGGAAGGAGAAAUUCCAAGAGAAAUAACAAGUCUCUCAGGAUUGAUUGCGUUGAACCUGUCUAGUAACUUGUUGACUGGCAUCAUCCUUCAGAAUAUUAGUCACAUGGAGAGAUUGGAGUCUUUGGACUUGUCGAGAAAUCACCUUUCGGGCAUAAUUCCCCCGAGCCUAACUACUUUGAGCUUAUUAAGCUACUUGAAUUUGUCAAGUAACAACUUAUCAGGUAGAAUCCCAUUAGGUACCCAGCUUCAGAGCUUUAGUGUUUCUGCAUAUGCAGGUAACCGAGAUCUUUGUGGCUUGCCUCUUCCAAAAAAGUGUCUAGAAGAUGAAGCAGCUCAAGAUCCUCAAACUGGUAGUAGUCAUGAAGAAGGCAACAUUCAAGAACAUGCAUACUCCCAUGAACAUCUAUGGUUUUAUGCUACCAUUGCACUCGGAUUCAUUAUUGGAUUUUGGGGCGUUUGUGGAUCAUUGAUAUUGAAGAGUUCUUGGAGGCAUGCCUAUUUCGGGUUCUUUGAGAGAAUAGGAGAUAGGCUUUACGUAACAAUAGUUGUUGCGUUCUCUUUCUGGAAGUACUAUUUGUACCAUUAUUGGCGGAAGCAUUUGACAUUGUUGAAUCAAAAUGUUAAAUUGACAUAUAAUUCAAGAAACUCCAGAGCGAUUUUUACGCUCGCUAGUCACAUGAUCUACACUAUCUCCUGGAUUUCCUUCAAUAUCUACCGUGCUACCCAUCGUGUUCAUGGCCGAUUUUUGUGUAGUUUAAAGGUCGAAGUCGUUACACUUAGAUCUACUAUUCUCCACUCGAUCACGGCCUACACGCUCCUCCCCACCGAGACCACCGUCGUCCUCCGGUCACACCGACACCAUCCGCUCCGCCUCCAGACCACCCGUCACUUUAGCGUGGCUUGCACGCGCCAGCAACAGUUCUACCUCUGCCGGCGCUUGCUAGCCCUGCUUCCCCUCUCCGCCUUCAUCCACUUCCGCCGUUGGUGGUUUCUGGUCGACUUUGCUGCUCUUGGCCAUGGAGAGGCCUUCUUGUGUUGGCGCGUGGACUACACGCGCCAUCACGGACGGCUCCCAUCCCUGCUGAUCCACUGUGUUGUGUAUCGUGGGCAUAUUUCCUACAUCCAGAUCAGUCUGGUUUGCCUCCUCCCGCUCAUGGCUGUGGAUCCACCGGAGGCCUCUUCACCAUACGUUCCAUACCAUCGGAUUCCCGGUUCUUUCUCCUUCAACCCACCGUCAGCCGCUUCGUCGCCCGGCACUCUCACGCCGGAGCAUGCAGCCCAUGCGCCAGAUUUGGACGCCGUGCGUGCUGACUCCCCAUGUUAUUUUCCACCUUCGAUGCUUUGUGAUUCGUUUAUGCUUUUUGUUUUUCCUUUCCUUGCCCGCCCAUCCCUCUUAAAGGGGUUGUUUUGGACCGGGUUGAAGGCCUCUGCAUGGGUCAUGCCCCUGUUCACCACUGAUUUGGUCUCUAAUCUGCUUUAUGCGGACCAGACCUUGGCUUUGUUCAAGAUUUGGGUUUAUUGUUGGGGUGCCCUCUCUUCUGCUUUUAUGUUUGUAACCCAUCUUGUUGAAUGA